ACUCAUAAAAGUUUCGGUCCUUGUGACUCUCCCACAGAAAUCCCCAUGACCACUACACUUUCUCAGUUGAUGUUGCAGUUUCAGCCUUCGGGCACCUCAUGUUUCCAUCGCUCUUCUUCUCCUUCCUCAACUCCAUUCAGUCUCAGAACACCUAACAAAUUACUAUUCAAUGAAGGAUACUCUACUUCCAGUGCAAAGUAUCCUCAUCAGCAACAAACCAUAGCACCAUUACUAUCUCGCCAGUCUUUCACACCAAGAAUUUCAGGAAUCUUUGAUGCUUUGACCGGUGGUAAUUCUUCCCGCGAAGCCAUUAUUGCCACUCGAAAAGGAAUGGAUCUCUUCAGACAGGGUGAUGUUUUGGGAUCGUUAGCCGAGUUCGAUAGAGCUAUUGAGUUGGAUCCUCGCCAGAAAGCAUAUCUCUGGCAAAGGGGACUUACGUUGUAUUACCUAAAUAGGUUUGAAGAAGGGGCAGAGCAGUUUCGCCUAGAUGUUGCACAAAAUCCUAAUGACACAGAGGAGUCAAUAUGGUGUUUCCUUUGUGAAGCUCAAUUAUAUGGGGAAGAUGAAGCUAGAAAGAAAUUCCUAGAGGUUGGUGUUGAUCCACGGCCUGUCAUGCGUCAGGCGUAUAGCAUGUUUAAGGAUGGCGGCGAUCCAGAAAAGUUAGCUUCUGCAUUUUUGCGUGGAAAGGAGCAUGAACGUUUCUAUGCCUCUUUGUAUGCUGGGCUUUACUACGAGUCUCAGAACAAUCCUGAAGCUGCAAAAGUUCAUAUACUUGCUGCAUGUCAGUCCCCUUAUGGAUCAAGGGCCGAUGAUUACAUGGCUGCCCUAGCAAAAGUUCAUGCCCUCUGUCGAAAAUGGAGUUAAUCUAUACGAAUUUAACAUAAAUGGGGUAAUGUUUGGCUUAUGUCUGAAUCUAGAGGUGUAAACCAGCAUUUCCUAGAUAAUAAAAUCCCUUGUGUAAUUCUUGCCAUGUUUCAGUCUACUUCAUUUGUGUAGUUCUUGCCAUGUAAACCAAUAUUUCCUAGAUAAUAAAAUCCGUUCUGUACGUCUGAGUAUUUUGUGCUCAGUCCUACUCGGAAAAACGA
Messenger RNA from Papaver somniferum (opium poppy), 1085 nucleotides. RefSeq lists its product as uncharacterized. The transcript is spliced from 8 exons. NCBI's taxonomy places the organism in Eukaryota, Viridiplantae, Streptophyta, Magnoliopsida, Ranunculales, Papaveraceae. The coding region runs from base 46 to 864 and encodes 272 amino acids. Gene Ontology annotation, cellular component: chloroplast. The record is from RefSeq and is a predicted model, not a curated record. Gene Ontology annotation, molecular function: protein binding.